AUGCCCGGCGCCUGGGGUGUCUCUUCCCUCCGAGCCACUGACGGGGCCGGGAGCUCACGCAUACACACACAGACACACAUCAUACACACUCUCCAACCGCUAGGCUAGCUCCGCCCCAUCCCGAGACCCUGCCCUUUCUUGGGAAACCUCAUUGGAAAGACUGAGUCUCCAAACCCCCUCCCCAGGAUUAAACACAUUUGGUCCCUUGCCCCCCCCGCCCGGUCCCUCUUCUCUUCUGAGAACCACUUUCUCCGCCCGCCUGCCCUGGCACUGCAGAGAAGAGAGGAACCCCAAGUACCAAAGGCAAUUCUCCUCCCCAAGUUAAUGACAGGCCACUCCGACUCCCCACUUCCUGACAUCCCCCCUAUUGCUCAUUCUCUGAGCCCUCCCGGGCGCGGAGGCCACUCUGCAUUUGCAUCACACCCCCUUCCUCCUCCCCUUGGAUCCCAAGAAACGGGGCACCCCCACCCAGCCUUUGAAGACUGAGAGACCGGAACCAGUUAGGAAGGGGACAGCCUAGGGGAGGCCCGGCCCGAGGCGCCCCGCAGCAGUUCCCUUCUCCCAACCGGAGAGACGACCCCUCCCCGCCCCCAGCUGGAACGUUGGGGGUGGCAGUUUGUCCCGGGAGGGAGGGGGGUGGGAGAACCAGGUCGUUUAUUUUGGGGCCUUGUAAGGCCGGUUGGCUGGCGCUUGCGACGUUCAGCCCCGGAGGUGCGGAGGAGGCCGGGAAGCUCUUGGCUGCAGAGGGCUUAACUCCUUCCAUCCUCGAGAGACUGCUUCCGAGGGUGACAGCAAGAGACAGGGUGACAUGAGAGAUUUGGCUGCACCCUGUGUUGGUGAGCUCCCGGGUGGAAGGAUCACUCCCCAAGGAGACUGAAGUAAGUUUCAGGAUGGCGAAAGAGGAGCCCCCAAGUACCUCAAAGGACCUGCAGGAGCUGCAAAGGAAGCUGUCUUUGCUGAUCGAGUCCGUCCAGAACCAUUCAAAGGUGGUUGCCUUUAUGAAGUCUCCAGUGGGUCAGUACCUGGACAGGCAUCCUUUUCUGGCCCUCACCUCACUGGUGUUUGUUGCCAUGUCGACUGUUCCUGUUGGGUCCUUUGUGCUCCUCGUCUUGCUUACAUCCCUGGCUGCUUUCAUGGGAGUCAUAUUACUGGAAGGAGCCAUCUCUGAACCCAUCUCUGUGGCCACACGGAUGGAGUACUCAGACCACUCCCAAAGCGAGGGGAAGGAUAUUUGUCAUACCAUAAUUGUAUUUUAUCAGUUCUACAUUGGAAAAAGGACUUUUGUUUUGAGGACUGGUCAUUUCUGUGGGCGGCCUCUCUCUGCUCUGCGUCCUCUGUGGCCUGGGUUUCAUAUCACUCGCCGUGUCAGGGAUACUCAUCGUGUCCUAUGUGGUGGUCUCCAGCCUCGUCAGCUACUGGUAUUCUCCCAGACCACUGACACAACAAAACACUGAUGGCAACUGUCAGCUGGCUAUGAAGUGUGCAGACUUCGAAGGGCUCUACCAGGAAUGACCAGCUGGAUGGAACCAGAGCUUUUUUUUUUUUUACAAGCAUCUCUGGAAGGCUGUUGAAUUAUGACUUUGAAGUGGGGGCUGGGUAGUCAGGCCCUCCUUGGCUUUGUUUGUAGACUCCUGCAGUGACCAAUUUGGGGAUUUUGUUGCUCUUGUAUAGCUUCUGUGGGUUGACAUGGAGAAUCACCUGGAGGAUCAACCAAGAACUGCUGUGAUGGCUCAAGUGCUCCCCCAGCCUCUCAGCCCCUCAACCUCCAAGUACGCACACUUGACCUUGGCAGGGUCCUGGGCCUCUAGAGCCCUGCGACUUAACCCUCAAAGCCUUAGACCUUGUGUCCAAGAGCCCAAUUUGGGCACCAAUGUAAUUUUCUUUUUUUUU
Messenger RNA from Choloepus didactylus (southern two-toed sloth), 1890 nucleotides. It is a transcript of the gene LDAF1, whose product is annotated as transmembrane protein 159. The record is from RefSeq and is a predicted model, not a curated record. The transcript has 6 exons. Lineage: Eukaryota; Metazoa; Chordata; Mammalia; Pilosa; Megalonychidae. The coding region runs from base 891 to 1454 and encodes 187 amino acids.